Molecule: messenger RNA, 432 nt
Organism: Closterium sp. NIES-65
Lineage: Eukaryota; Viridiplantae; Streptophyta; Zygnematophyceae; Desmidiales; Closteriaceae
Source: the annotation of a GenBank genome assembly
AUGCGCGAGCGAGGUCGGGAUGCAGGCGAUCGACGGGUGAGGCGAGCUGAAGUCGGAGGGAGCGAAGAGAGGUCGAUGGGGCCAGGGCGGCUCUUGAGCGAUGUGCAGCAGGGCGAUGGUGGUGGCAAUGCGGAGGCAAGAGGAGGCGAGUGGGAUGUGAUGGCACCGUCGCCAUCAUGCCCCGCCGUAGUGGUGAGGAAUCACGAAUGCAGUGUCCUGCCGCGCUCCUACCUACCUCACUUCUCCAUCCGCUGCUGGCUGAUGGGUCUGCAUUCCUCCCUUUGCAUCGCAGCCUAUCCGCAUCCAGUGUGGCACCUCUGGCGCUGGUUCGCUGACAAGGCAGAAUAUGUCUCCCGCCCCACACCAGCAGCACAGCACCUGCCCUGCAAUAGCCAUGGGUCGCUCAACCCAUGGCUGCAGCACACAGCCUGA